This is a messenger RNA of Phyllotreta striolata, 918 nucleotides long. The record is from the annotation of a GenBank genome assembly. NCBI's taxonomy places the organism in Eukaryota, Metazoa, Arthropoda, Insecta, Coleoptera, Chrysomelidae.
AAAAUAUUAAUCUAACCUAUAAAUAUUGUAAAUGUUAACCUCAUUGUAAUAUUUACAAAAAAAUCAAAUAUGAGGCGCCUUUCUGAAGAAAGAACUAGAAUAUUAUUCGAAAAACUAUCCAAAUACAUAGGCACAAACGUAAAAUUGUUGAUAGAACGUCCUGAUGGAUUGUAUUGCUUCAGGGAACAAAAGGAUAGGAUCUAUUACGUCUCCGAAAAAAUAUUAAAAUGGGCCAACAAUAUGCCACCAGAACAUCUCAUAUGCGUAGGCACGUGUUUCGGCAAAUUUACGAAAUCCAAUAAAUUUCGUUUACACGUAACUGCUUUGAGUUACUUAGCCCCGUAUGCUCAAAGUAAGAUUUGGUUGAAAGCUGCAGCGGAACAACAAUUUUUGUACGGAAACCAUGUGGCGAAAUCAGGAUUGGGCAGAAUUAGUGAAAACGCUGAAAAAUACCAAGGAGUAGUCGUUUACAGCAUGACCGAUUUACCUUUGGGUUUCGGGGUUGCGGCUAGAUCAACAGCGGAAUGUAAACAUGCCGAUCCGUUAGCGACAGUUUGUUUCCAUCAAGCGGACAUAGGUGAAUACAUUAGAUCAGAAGAAGACUUGUUGUAAGAAAGAUAAAUAAAACAUUUUUAUUCAUUGAAAUAAAAUAAUCAUUUCUCUAAAAUAAAAAAAAAUGUACGCAGUACAUAUAAGUAAUACUCGGAAUCAAAUAAUAAACUUAAAUCGACGUUUUUUAACUUACAUUAUUUUUUGACACUACAUUUCUAUGUCAUUUUUUUGGUUUGGUCUCUUUUUCUUUCUCCUGGUGAAUUAUGUUGAGAAAAGAAUCUAGAUCUAAAGACUUUAGCAUUUUCGUACAGGUUUUUUCUGAUUCAGAAUCGUCUGAAAAUCUUCUUUUCCUCGAUCUGCGAAAAC